AUGGUUGACAGGCGCCAGAUGAUUGAUCUUUCCAGGGAACUGGAAGUUAACCCACCUACACUCCACGCCAUCAACGGUGGAGCCUCUUCGUGCCUCGCGGGUGGCUGGGUCUCUCCACGUGCGCUGGUUAUGCAUUCACCUCCAGCAAGGGUGCAAACGCGCUGUGGAGUGUCGUGUCGUUUGUUUGUGGCCGAGUCCUGCACUUGGGUGUUCUCGCGUCAUACAGCAACGCACCGCGUUAAGAUUAAUACGCCUAUUGGCGCCCUCUCCGUGGUUUAUUUACUUUACUGCCUUGUUGACAUUUCGUACGGCACUUGGACAGGGCGACAGAGGCCCCUUUGCCGGUGUCGAGGUCAAUUUCGCUUCAAUUGCGGGUGUGCGGGUCGUGGACCCGCCCUCGUGUCAGCAUCUCGAUUUUGCCAUCACGUGAUCCGAAUGGCGACAUUGCUCGCACUUCCUGUUGUGGCGUGUUAG
Messenger RNA from Mesocestoides corti, 474 nucleotides. NCBI's taxonomy places the organism in Eukaryota, Metazoa, Platyhelminthes, Cestoda, Cyclophyllidea, Mesocestoididae. The record is from the annotation of a GenBank genome assembly.